AGUCCCAACUCAGUGACAUUCCUCUUCCAACAAGGCACACUUCCUAAACUUCCCCAAAUAAUGCCACGGGCUGGGACCGCUUGUGGAGAGACUCCAGAACAAAUCCGAGCACCGAGUGGAAUAAUCACGAGUCCAGGCUGGCCUUCUGAGUAUCCUGCCAAAGUCAACUGUAGCUGGCUCAUAAGGGCAAACCCAGGGGAAAUCAUUACUAUAAGUUUUCAGGACUUUGAUAUCCAGGGGUCCAGAAGGUGCAGUUUGGACUGGUUGACAAUAGAAACAUACAAGAAUAUUGAAAGUUACAGAGCUUGUGGGUCCACAGUCCCGCCUCCGUACAUCUCCUCCCAAGACCACGUUUGGAUCAGGUUCCAUUCGGAUGACAGCGUGUCCAGGAAAGGCUUCAGACUGGCCUAUUUUUCAGGGAAAUCUGAGGAGCCAAACUGUGCCUGUGACCAGUUCCGCUGUGGUAAUGGAAAGUGUAUUCCAGAAGCCUGGAAGUGUAAUAGCAUGGAUGAGUGUGGAGAUCGUUCUGACGAGGAGGUCUGUGCCAAGGACGCUAACCCCCCAACAGCUGCUGCGUUCCAGCCCUGUGCCUACAGCCAGUUCCAGUGUCUGUCCCGCUACACCAAAGUUUACACUUGCCUCCCUGAGUCUUUGAAAUGUGAUGGCAACAUCGACUGCCUGGACCUAGGCGACGAGAUAGACUGCGACGUGCCAACAUGUGGACAGUGGCUAAAAUACUUUUAUGGUACUUUCAGUUCUCCCAACUACCCAGACUUUUAUCCUCCGGGAAGUAACUGCACCUGGCUGAUAGACACUGGUGAUCAUCGGAAAGUCAUUUUACGCUUCACCGACUUUAAACUUGAUGGUACUGGUUACGGGGAUUAUGUCAAAAUAUAUGACGGACUAGAGGAGAAUCCUCGGAAGCUUUUGCGUGUGUUAACCGCUUUCGAUUCUCACGCCCCUCUUACGGUUGUUUCUUCCUCUGGACAGAUAAGAGUGCAUUUUUGUGCUGACAAAGUCAAUGCUGCCAGGGGCUUUAAUGCCACUUACCAAGUAGAUGGCUUCUGCUUGCCGUGGGAAGUGCCCUGUGGAGGGAACUGGGGGUGUUACACGGAGCAGCAGCGCUGUGAUGGGUAUUGGCAUUGCCCGAAUGGAAGGGAUGAAAUCAACUGUACCAUGUGCCAAAAGGAAGAGUUUCCGUGUUCCCGAAACGGCGUCUGUUAUCCUCGCUCUGACCGCUGUAACUACCAGAAUCAUUGCCCCAAUGGGUCAGAUGAGAAAAACUGCUUCUUCUGCCAGCCAGGGAACUUUCACUGUAAGAAUAACCGCUGUGUGUUUGAAAGCUGGGUGUGUGAUUCCCAGGAUGACUGCGGUGAUGGCAGCGAUGAGGAGAACUGCCCGGUGAUUGUGCCCACCAGAGUCAUAACGGCAGCCGUCAUAGGGAGCCUCAUCUGUGGCCUGCUCCUCGUCAUUGCAUUGGGGUGCACCUGUAAGCUUUAUUCUCUGAGAAUGUUUGAACGAAGGUCGUUUGAGACCCAGCUGUCACGCGUGGAGGCGGAACUGCUGCGCAGAGAGGCUCCUCCCUCUUACGGACAGCUGAUUGCUCAGGGCUUAAUCCCGCCCGUGGAGGACUUUCCGGUUUGCUCACCUAAUCAGGCUUCGGUUUUAGAAAACCUGAGGCUAGCUGUCCGGUCUCAGCUGGGAUUUACAUCCAUCAGGCUCCCUAUGACGGGCCGAUCCAGCAGCAUUUGGAAUCGUAUUUUUAAUUUCGCACGAUCCCGUCAUUCAGGAUCGCUGGCUCUGGUGUCGGCCGACGGAGACGAGGUGGUCCCGAGUCAGAACAGCAGCAGAGAAGCGGAGAGGAGUCACCUUCACAGAAGCCUGUUUUCCGUGGAGUCCGACGACCCCGACCCCGAGAGUGAGCGAAGGGAUACGGCAGGGGCGUCGGGGGGCGUUGCAGCGCCCCUGCCCCAGAAGGUCCCCCCCACCGCCGCCGUGGAAGCCUCGGUGGGGGCCGCUGCGAACUCCUCGGCCCAGAGCGCCCGCGGCGGCGGCGGCCACGGCGACGGAAGGGAUGUGGCCGGUGUGGAAGCCCCGAGUGUGAGCCCAGCCCGGCACCAGCUCACCAGUGCGUUAAGUCGCAUGACUCAGGGCCUGCGCUGGGUCCGGUUUACGUUAGGUCGGUCGAGUUCCUCCACUCAGCACCAGAGUCCUUUGAGACAGCUCGACAGCGGGGUGAGUGGACGAGAAGACGACGACGAUGUGGAAAUGCUAAUUCCAGUCUCCGAUGGAGCCUCGGACAUGGACGCCAGUGACUGCUCUCGCCCUCUUCUUGAUCUUGCCUCAGACCAAGUGCAAGGGUUUAGGCAGCCAUACAGUGCCCCGAACCCUGGAGUCAGAACAAGUAACCACGAUGGCCCCUGCGAGCGCUGUGGCAUUGUGCACACCGCCCAGAUCCCAGACACUUGCUUAGUAGCCACAAUGAAAAACGAACCCAGCGAUGACGAGGCUUUGCUACUGUGUUAGGGUGGACUCCUCAGAGAGACUGUAUCCAAGCUGGAGCAAUAUCCAUUCAUUGUUUUGUAACUUCACAAUUAAACUAGUUUAAAAUGAAAAGAUGCAGGGUGAUUUUUUUAUGAUAUGUUAGCCUGCAUGGUCAAAUGAAACAACGUGUAACUCGAUGAGCUAGGGUUGACUGGUUUAGCAGCUAAAAAUGCAUUAUGUAUUUGUAUUCCUCCGUCACGUUCUUCCAUUUGUCUUUACUGACUUUGUUUUUGUUUUAAAUCCUGGUACUUUAAUAGUAGAAAUAUGGCUGCUUUAUUUCACUGUCAUUUUAUCUAUCUUAUGUUAAAAGGUUUGUUUGUACAAAAUAGCACCUUCUUUUAAUUGAAUCUUUAAUGCUCUUUGACACCAUGUAAUUUAUUCUACUAGAUGAUGCUAAGGUUGUUAAUGUACAAAAGAGAAAACAAACCCUUGUAAUCACCUCUUUAUUUGCGUAACAUUGUCUGCUACUGGAUUUCAUCAUAGGGACCCGUCCAGGGGAAAAGAACUUCCUCUUGCGUUUAACACACAACGAUGUAAAACUUACGUAGAGUUAGAUAGAUUGCUGUCAGAAAACAAACUUUUAUAGAUUUUCUAAUGCUGACUUUAAUACUCUAACAUGGUACAGACCAAAUGGUAAAAUCCCAAGACAUUUCUGUUUUCAUCUCGAUUUAGGGACAGAAUUAAGCGGAUGAAGAUACUCUACUAUGCAUUAAAUUUUGAACUUUUUAAAGUAUGUACAGAAGUUGUACAUGCUAAGUUCCACCUGGUAAUGUCUUUCUCUAGUACAGGGGUUUGCACGAGUUGGACCCUAGGGAUUUGCACUAAAGCCCUACAAGUUCUCAGACGAGUUCAGUGCCCGGGCACUCACUUCAGAUGCUAUCAUUUGCUACCACAGUGAUUAUAUAUUUCCAGAGCUUUGGGGGGGACCAUUUUUAUUACAACCUGAACUUGCUUUGCUGGUUUCAUAUUUAUUUGUUGUAUUUAAAAACUAUAUUGUAAGUGAUUUUUUUUUCCAGUAUAUUUUAUUCUUGGGGUUGGGGGGAGUCACCAGUAUAAUACUGAAAAGCAAAUUAAGAAAUUGUUUGGAUUACCCCCCUCUUUAAGUAGAGUGGAUUACAAAACCUCAUUUAUUUUUUUUUAGUGUCAAUUCUUGUUUAUUUAUUCUUUAGCUGUCUGUUUUAGUAGCUUAAUGAUUGAGUAUGAAGAUGUGUUUGUGUGUGAUUAUUGCUAUUUAUUACAUUUUGAAUACUUUGCUGAAUGUCAUUUUAAAGCAUGUUUGAGGUCUUGUGUAUCUGUCCUGUUAUGCUGUCAGGAAGACCUGACUGAAAUGUUUUAAUAUGUAUCAGAAAUUAAAAUAAUUUUUUUUAUUGCCUUGA
Peromyscus maniculatus bairdii (prairie deer mouse) is the source of this 3920-nucleotide messenger RNA. Lineage: Eukaryota; Metazoa; Chordata; Mammalia; Rodentia; Cricetidae. The record is from RefSeq and is a predicted model, not a curated record.